Messenger RNA from Aspergillus calidoustus, 1068 nucleotides. The record is from the annotation of a GenBank genome assembly. NCBI's taxonomy places the organism in Eukaryota, Fungi, Ascomycota, Eurotiomycetes, Eurotiales, Aspergillaceae.
AUGUUGCUCUUUCCAACUGUUGCAAUGCUCCCCGUCGCACUUUCCCUUGGAUAUACUUUCACCCCUGACUACGUGGAACAAGUCACCGAUCCCAGAAUCCCCGUACUAUAUGACGCUGGCGCGUCCCAAACACUGCCCUACAGCGAAGCACCCGUCUCCGGAUCCUCUAUGUACUCAUUCGCAACGACAUCGACAGGCAAGCAGUACUUCCUUGCAAUGACCGUCUUUGCCAGCGCCGCCGGCGCAGGCUACGGAGCCAACAUACUCGACCUAGAUACCCUCGAGCGCCAUUCCUUCACCAACGCGACCGCAUUCACAAAUCAGGAACACGAAGCGUUCGAUUUUGCGCGACCCGGGUACCGAUUCACCGCCAACGCACUGGAUAAUCUGGGCAUGGUCCUCUUCAGUGACUUUGGCGAGGUGGUGAUUAAUAUUACUGUUUGGCCGACCUCCCGCGUGCUGUACUACGGCGGCACGGGCGCGUUUACAUAUGUCAACGAGACAUUGCGCAGCUGGGCUCUACCCGCGUGCAGAAUGUCCGGGACCAUUUCUUUUCUCUCGCCAACGUCGUCGUCGUCGGCCACUAAAUCCAUCGCCAUCAAUGCCGAAAAGUCCGUAACAUGGUACGACCGCCUGUGGGGCCGUUUGGGCCUUCGCAACGGCACCUCGUUCUUCUUUGCCCUGUACCUCUCCUCCGCCAGCAGCGACCUCGUCAUCUCGGGCUACUGCAUCGACAGCGUCGACCCGCCGGCCACGACCCGCUUCAGCAACGUCCGCCUCCGCAGCGAGACGACUGUCGCCAUCACCCCGAUAGAUAUAUUCGAGCCCAGCACUAGCGAUGUCUGGACCUCGCCGCGGACAGGCCGGACUUAUCCGCAAAAGUGGACGCUGGGCGUGCAGGGGCGUGGCAUGCUACGCAUUCGGAGUGUUCGGGGGGACCAGGAGGAUUAUGGCGAGGGCGUUGCGGGGGCUGCGUAUAGCGGGUUUGUCGACUUUGCAGGCGUGUUUGAUGGGAGGGCCGUUACUGGGUUUGGGGUCGUGGGGCUUAGAGCUGUCAUUCCCGGAUAA